Messenger RNA from Oncorhynchus keta (chum salmon), 6018 nucleotides. Its product is annotated as microtubule-associated serine/threonine-protein kinase 1-like. The record is from RefSeq and is a predicted model, not a curated record. Gene Ontology annotation, biological process: peptidyl-serine phosphorylation; intracellular signal transduction. Gene Ontology annotation, molecular function: ATP binding; protein binding; protein serine/threonine kinase activity. NCBI's taxonomy places the organism in Eukaryota, Metazoa, Chordata, Actinopteri, Salmoniformes, Salmonidae.
AUAGGGGGAGACUGUGCCACUCUGCUGAAGAACAUUGGGGCGCUGCCCGUGGAACUCACCAAAAUGUACUUUGCAGAGACCGUGCUGGCACUGGAGUACCUACACAAUUAUGGCAUCGUGCACCGAGACCUCAAGCCUGACAAUCUUCUGAUCACCUCUAUGGGCCACAUCAAGCUGACCGACUUUGGCCUGUCUAAGAUGGGUCUGAUGAGCCUCACCACCAACCUGUAUGAGGGACACAUCGAGAAGGACGCACGCGAGUUCCUGGACAAACAGGUGUGUGGCACCCCAGAGUACAUAGCCCCGGAGGUGAUCCUGAGACAGGGCUACGGGAAGCCGGUGGACUGGUGGGCCAUGGGCAUCAUCCUCUAUGAGUUCUUAGUGGGCUGUGUGCCCUUCUUUGGAGACACGCCUGAGGAGCUCUUUGGACAGGUCAUCACAGAUGACAUAGUGUGGCCUGAUGGAGAUGAGGUCCUGCCCGCUGAUGCCCAGGGACUGAUAUCAACCCUGCUACAGACCAAUCCACUGAUGAGGCUGGGUACAGGGGGAGCGUUUGAGGUGAAGCAGCACUCGUUCUUCUCUGACCUGGACUGGAACAGUCUACUGAGACAGAAGGCAGAGUUCAUACCUCACCUGGAGUCGGAAGAGGACACCAGCUACUUCGACACCCGUUCAGAUCGUUAUCACCACAUCAAUGCGUACGAUGAGGAUGACACCAACGAUGAUGAUGAGCCUGUUGAGAUCAGACAAUUCUCCUCCUGCUCCCCUCGCUUCAGCAAGGUGUACAGCAGCAUGGAGCACCUGUCCCAGUUGGAGCAGAAGGCCCCCUCAGUGACUCGACGGGAACACAAGGGCUCCCGGGAGACAACAGGGGAAGAGAGAGAGUCUGGGAAGCUUCCUAUCAGGGACAAGAGCUGGAGGACCGGUUCACCUGAGAUGAAGCGUCUGUCCGGUUCUGAGUCCCUCUACAUGGACGGUGACUCCAGCCCUCCCCUCGGGGCCCGGCGCCGUUUCUCCGCCCUCAUGGACACGCAUCGCUUCGCCUCACAGCAGGAGGACAACCCAGACCCCCUAACACGCCAGCCCCCUGUCAAGGCCAGGGGGACUUCACUGGAGGUGGCCUCCGUUCCCUCCACACCCCCCUCCACCCCCAGCACCACCCCUGACCCAAAGGAGGAACAUGUAGGAGAGAAACCACCAAGCCCAGGCGAGACUCUGGGAGCCACGCCCACUCCAUCCACUACUCCUGGACCUACAUCAGCCAAUAGGGAGCUGGGGGCAGGACCUGUGUAUGACCCCCUGGGCCCCCGGGCCACGAAUGACCUGGUCCUCCGCAGGGCGAGACACCAGCAGAUGUCUGGAGACACAGGGGAGAAGAGGAACUCACGGCCUGGCAACAAGGUUAUCAAGUCAGCCUCGGCCACAGCCCUAUCUGUCAUCAUACCUGCAGUAGACCAGUACGUCCACAGUCACAGCUCCCCCUUGGCCAGCCCCAUGUCCCCCCGCUCCCUGUCUUCCAACCCCUCCUCCCGGGACUCGUCACCCAACCGUGACUACUGUCCGGCCCCCGCCGUCAGCGUGCUGCGCUCUCCCAUCACCAUCCACCGCUCAGGGAAGAAGUACGGAUUUACCCUCAGGGCGAUACGGGUCUACAUGGGAGAUACGGAUGUUUACAGUGUCCAUCACAUCAUCUGGCACGUGGAGGAUGGAGGCCCCGCCCAGGAAGCAGGACUGUGUGCAGGUGACCUCAUCACCCAUGUGAAUGGGGAGUCUGUCCACGGAUUGGUCCACACGGAAGUGGUGGAACUCAUUCUAAAGAGUGGCAACAAGGUGACAGUGACCACCACACCGUUUGAGAACACCUCCAUCAAGGUGGGUCCGGCACGCAAGUCCAACUACAAGUGCAAGAUGGCCCGACGCAAUAAGAGGCCCAUCGGCAAAGAGGGACAAGAGAGUAAGAAGCAUAGCUCCCUGUUCAGGAAGAUCACUAAACAGUCUAACCUGCUCCACACCAGCCGCAGCCUGUCCUCUCUGAACCGCUCUCUGUCGUCCAGUGACAGUCUACCAGGUUCUCCCUCCCACAACCUGUCAGCCCGCUCCCCUACACAGCAGGGAUACAGGUCCACACCUGAGUCCUCCUACCUGGGUGUGUCCUCUCAGAGCAGCUCUCCUGCCUCCAGCACCCCCAACUCCCCUGCCGCCUCCCAGCACAUGCGCCCCAGCUCCCUGCACGGCCUCUCCCCCAAGCUCCACCGCCAGUACCGCUCAGCCCGCUGCAAGUCUGCCGGCAACAUCCCCCUCUCCCCCUUAGCCCACACACCAUCCCCCACCCAGUCCUCCCCUCCGCCACUCCCGGGCCACACCAUCGGUAGCUCCAACACCACCCAGACCUUCCCUGCCGGGGCAAAGCUCCACUCAUCACCACCCGUGGUCCGCCCCAGGCCCAAGUCCGCCGAGCCGCCCCGUUCCCCACUCCUCAAGAGGGUCCAGUCAGCAGAGAAGCUCACCUCGCCGCUGUCUCAUUCCCAGUCGUCGAGUGGUGGGGUGGGAGGGCCUCUGAGGAAACACAGCCUGGAGGUCCAGCACUCUGACUUGUACCGCAAGGACCAGUUCCACUGUUGCGAGCUGGGGCUCCAGAGUUUGUUGGAGACGGAAGGGGAGAAUCUACCACCUCUGAACCCCCCACUGCUGCCCUCCGCCCCAGGCCCCCAGGGUUCAUCUACAGGGGCAACUACCACGACACCAGAGACGGGGGUGCUCAAGCCGAUGAGGAAGUUAGGGAGGCAAGAGUCGCCGCUGAGUAGGGAUACACUACUGGCUGGUAGGGAGAGGGAAAGAGAGAGAGAGAGGAAGAGAGAGAGAGAAAGAUCGAGGGAGAGGGUGGGAGAGAUCAUUAUGGCUUAUAGCAACAGGACAACAACCGUCCCAGAGAGGUCACCUAACCGAGGAGGAGGAGCCACAACAGAUAAUCACCAAUCAAUAGCUAGAAAACCCUCAACCAGUGAGCAUACCUUUAGCCCUCAGAGUAGCCCCACCUACAGAGCCCAAUCCAGCCAAUCGCUAAAUCUGGAUUCCAUCAAAACUACAAGUCCCAAAACUACAAGUCCCAUUACUCCCACUGGGUCACCAGGUAUAUUUAGGGGCCAUCCAGAAGGAGCAGAGAAGAGCCAGCGUCAGACAAACAUGUCUAUCAAGCAACAGAGCCUCCGAACCGCCGUGAGUACAAGCCCUCUCAGCCAAGACUCCCAGGAGAAUUAUGGGGAGGACAGAACGGAACCAAAGCUAAAUGGAGACAACAAGGUGUGUCCUCCUCCCAGGCCCAGCAUGCCCUGUGGGGCCCUCUAGGGAGAGGCACUAGUCCAGACAGAGGCAUGGGUAUGGGUGGAUCAUCAAUAACGUCAGGGUCUACAGGUAUGUUCAAGGCUAGUAGUAAACCAUCAGGAAUAGUAGGAGAGAGCCUGAGAAAAAAUGGAGCCGAGAACAAUGGCUCUCCAAGAACUUCAGAACUGGGGUUGAGAAGCCCCAAAAGCCCCAAACCUCCAGCCAGGGCCCUGGCUCCAGCUGUCCCACCCCACGGACAACCCCUCUCCCUGGGCAAGGUGAGGCAGGGCCUGGGGCCUGUCAACUGCUACCGAGGGACCCUGGACUGGGAGGAUAAAUGUCGGCUGGAGGUAGUGGAAGAACACUCUCCAUCCCCCUCCCCCUCCCCCACAGGCGUCACCCCCUCGCUCUGCGCACCCUCCUUCUGUCCAGGCAGGUCCAGGCCUGUUUCCCCCGGCGACAAGACAAGCUUUGUCACCCAGCUGACCAGUGCCGCUAAAUUGGUCCUGGGGCCUAUAAAGGGGUCAAUGGUGUCCCAGUCCCAGGAGGGGCCCAAGGGGAAGGAGCUGAAAGACAUGCCCAAGCCGGGUGAGGAGAAGCAAGGUGCCUCGGCAGGAAAGUCUGAGGCUUCGUCCGGACUUGGAGUCCGGAUGGUUGGCGGUGGCACCACAGUGGCCCAAAGUCCAGCUAACUCUGUUCCUCAGUCUGAUAAGGCGAACAUAGGUAGCCACCGCCCCAAAUUGUAACCCUUCUAUCUGAAAGGAUUUUAGAGAGGGGGGCAUUGAGAAAUGAGAUGCCUUUUCAGAUUUCUAGAACAAUUCCACAAUGUCAAGCACUUAAGACGACAUUCCAGUUCUAGAAAAGCAUAUCAACAUGGUAUUGACUUAUCUGUAACCAUGAGUGAGCAGAACUAUUGUAAAGGUGCUGUUACGGCCAUUUUCUAUUAUACAGUUAGUAUAUAUUAAGACAACGCUCUACUUUAUGAACUAUUAGAUAUCUAUAACAGAUCUGUAUGUAUGUAUGUGAAAUGAAUGCAUGUCAUGUGGUACAUUUUGUGUGUUUCUAGAAUAAAAAGGAGUGAAAAGUGCUUUACUGAUCAGAACAUGCUGAAUACUGUGAAACACCAAAUCCAGUUACUUACUCGUUUUUCUAUCUCGACUAAACGACCAAUCACUUCUGUUCCUGUAAUUCACUCAAAUAAACGUAAUCACGAGCAGAGGGUAUGCUGAGGCACAAUCACGUCAUUACAACCUUGACAGCAACAACAACAAAACACAAAAUCCAAUCGGCCACUGUAGAUUUGUCUUCGGAAAGUAAAUGACUAAAUUACUACUGUAAAAGACAAUGACGCGGCCACUAGAUUUUAUCUUUAGAAAGACACUCGACUGACCCACACAGGACCAAUGACUACUGUCGUUUUCUGUUACUACUGUAAGGCCGCCCAUGACAAAGAAUUAUGGUCCAACACUACACUCACUGAAGUCCUCAGUUGAUUAGCAUAGCCAGAUUAGCAUAGCAUGCUGUCAGUGAAUGUCUGUAAGUGAAGGAUGAAGUGAAACAACCUUGAGUUAGUUCUGGGUGAAUCUUGAAGGCUAUGGCACAUUUGUGUGCCAUGGAUUGCGUCCGAAAUGGCAUCCUAUUCCCUAUAAAGUGGACUACUUUUGAUCAGAGCCCCUGUGGUAGUGCACUAUAUAGGGAAUAGGGUGCAUUUGGUGCCUUGGUAAAGAAGAGUAAAGCUCCUCUGACAGUUCUGAAGCUCAGAGCGCUUAUCUCUACAGAACAGGACUACUACUGCAGCCCACACACACACACACACACACACUGGUGUAAGCGGAGUUGAUAUUCAUGGAUUUAAAUCCCAUACCCCUGUGGUGGAUGAUUUGGGCUGUGUGCGUGUGUGCGUACCCCAAUGUGUGUGUGUGUUUCAGGGAUGGGUUCAGUAAACCAGAAACUAUAUAGAAACUAACAGAAUCCAAACUUGAAUAACAUUGAUAAAUUAGAAUAAUUGUAUUUUGUUGUGAAUAAAAUGAUCUGUUACUUGAUCCUGACUGCACAGCUACGGUAAGGAGAUUACUGUAAAUAUCUGUAAAGACUAUGGCUCUACUAUUAGUUCGUUCUAAUUGUCACUCAUCAUGUUUUGUUUUGGACCAAAAAGGUGAAGAAGAAAAAGCAGGUGUAAAUGGAUGUAGCAUAUUUAAUAGAUGUAAAAUGCAUAUUAAGGGCUUUAUGGAUGGAUAAGGUUUUUCAUUCUUUGAUGUCAAAUGUUCACUUGCUGUUGCUGUUAUCGUUUAUCCAUCUGUUUUUCUAUUAACCUUAUUUUCAUAUUGGAUUCCUUCCUAAUUCUGGUGUCAGGUAUCUGAGAGUUUAACUGUCUGUUUUUAGCCUGGGUGCCUGUCUGUUUCUUGCCAACUCUGUAUGGAAUUGUCAUGUCAAACAAUGGCAAUGGAGUAGGCAAAAUCACAAACAGAUCUGGGACGAGGCUAGUCUGUGUUGUGAAAUAAUAAUAUGACUAUGUUUCACUCACCACAGUAGGAUUCACUGUAAGUUGAGCACUACAACUGUAUGUGUGUUAAGAUAAUACACUGUGCAUUAUUUCAAUGGUGAAAUUAUGAUGAUCUCUCUCUCUCUCUCUCUCUCUCUCUCUCUCUCUCUCUCUCUCUCUCUCUCUCUCUCUCUCUCUCUCUCUCUCUCUCUCUC